AUCGGGCCAUAUUCCCACCAUAUAUUCAGCAAAAGAUUUUUUUUUUUUUCAGUACAGUGCACAACUUUAUCUUGUCUCCAUUCUCAGCCGCACAGCUUUUUCGACAUGGAACUCUUCUUCCACUUCCUCCUUUCACUCAUCUCUUUCCUAUUCUUUGUCUUCUUCCUCGCUGCAAAACACCAGAAACCCACCAAACCCGGCUUCAAAUUCUACCCCCUAAUCGGAGCAUUACCGGGAUUCAUCAAGAACCGCCACCGCUUUCUGGACUGGUCCACCGACAUCCUCGCCGCCUGCCCCACCAACACCGCCGUAUUCCGCCGCCCCGGAAAGGUGCACGGCGUCAUGACCGCCAACCCGCUCAACGUCGAGCACAUGCUCAAGGCCAACUUCCACAACUACCCCAAAGGCGACCGCUUCAUAUCUCUCCUCCAGGAUUUCCUCGGCGCCGGGAUUUUCAAUUCCGACGGCGACCAGUGGAGGACCCAGCGCAAAACUGCUAGCUACGAGUUCAGCACCAGAUCGCUCCGGAAUUUCGCCAUGGAAACGGCCAACACGGAGCUCCACACCCGCCUGAUUCCCAUCCUCAGAGACGCGGCGAACAAACGCUCUGUUCUUGAUGUCCAGGACACCCUCGAAAGAUUCGCGUUUGAUAAUAUUUGUAAAGUCGCGUUCAACGUGGAUCCCGGAUGUUUGGGCGGCGACGGGACUAAAUCCGCCGAAUUCAUGCAGGCUUUCGAGGACGCGGCGACUCUCAGCUCCGGCAGAUUCAUGUACGCUUUGCCGUUUUUUUACAGAGUCAAGAAAUUCCUCAACGUGGGAUCGGAGCGAAAAUUGCAAAAAUCAAUUCAGAUCGUCCACAAGUUCGCCGACGAGAUCAUAUUGUCAAGAAUCAAACAUCGGACGGAGAAAACCGGUGAGGAUUUAUUAUCAAGAUUCAUGGGGACGACGACGGAGGAAUAUUCCCCGACGUAUCUCCGAGAUAUUGUGAUCAGUUUCAUUUUAGCCGGCCGCGAUACGACGUCGUCGGCACUAACAUGGUUCUUCUGGCUACUAUCCUCAAGGCCGGACGUGAAACACAACAUCCUUAAAGACCUCGAAAAAGUCCGGCGAGAGAGCGGUCGUCACAAAAUCGGAGAAUCAUCAUCACCGUACACCUUAGACGAACUGCGAGAGAUGCAGUAUCUACACGCGGCGAUCUCGGAGGCAAUGAGGCUGUACCCGCCGGUGCCGGUGGACACGAAAGCCUGCCUGAAAGAUGACGUCAUGCCGGACGGCACGUUCGUCGGAAAAGGGUGGUUCGCGACGUAUCACACGUACGCCAUGGGGAGAAUGGAGAAGAUUUGGGGGAAAGAUUGCUGCGAGUACAAGCCGGAGAGGUGGUUGGAUGAGAAUGGGGAGUACAGACAGGAAAGUCCGUUCCGGUUUCCGGUGUUCCACGGCGGACCCAGAAUGUGUCUGGGGAAGGAAAUGGCGUACAUUCAGAUGAAAGCCAUUGGGGCUUCGAUUCUGGAGAGGUUUGAGAUUGAGGUGUUGUUGGAGGAGAAGGGAAAGGUUCCUGAUUUUGUGUUGUCGUUGACUCUUAGGAUGAAGGGUGGGUUGAUUGUGAAGGUUAAGGAAAGAAAAGAUGAUUAGUUUAAUGUUGUGGUUAUUUGUUAGCUUAAUGAUGCCAUAAUUUGAUUAUUAGUAUAGUAGAUAAUGUUAAUAGUUAUGGUCUUCAUUUGAUGUGA
Molecule: messenger RNA, 1727 nt
Organism: Ipomoea nil (Japanese morning glory)
Lineage: Eukaryota; Viridiplantae; Streptophyta; Magnoliopsida; Solanales; Convolvulaceae
Product: cytochrome P450 94C1
Exons: 1
Coding region: 106-1632 (508 amino acids)
Molecular function (GO): iron ion binding; monooxygenase activity; heme binding
Source: RefSeq, a predicted model, not a curated record